Penicillium verrucosum is the source of this 1464-nucleotide messenger RNA. RefSeq lists its product as uncharacterized. The record is from RefSeq and is a predicted model, not a curated record. Gene Ontology annotation, molecular function: carboxylic ester hydrolase activity. The transcript has 2 exons. The coding region runs from base 1 to 1464 and encodes 487 amino acids. Lineage: Eukaryota; Fungi; Ascomycota; Eurotiomycetes; Eurotiales; Aspergillaceae.
AUGAGAUACGCAAAGGCACCCUUGGGUGGUUUGCGAUUCCGAGGCCCAGAAGAUCCAGAAGAUACUGUUGGGGUAUUGGAUGCAUCAUCGUUCGGACCCCUUUGCGUGGGGGUUGGAGAGUCAGUCAAUGAUUCUUUAGCAGAGGACUGUUUAUUUAUCAAUGUCUGGCGACCAACGAAUGCCAGUGCGGAUUCCAACCUCGCUGUCUGGCUGUUCAUUCAAGGGGGUGGAUAUGCCAACAAUUCGAAUGGCAACUAUAACGGCAGCGAAGUCGUUCAGCAGUCCGGUCACAACAUUAUCUUUGUCAACUUCAAUUACCGCGUCGGUGCCCUUGGAUUCCUUGCCAGUGAGAACGUGCGAAAAAAUGGAGAUCUCAAUGCUGGACUACUCGAUCAGCGGAAGGUACUUCAUUGGGUUCAGAACCACAUUCGCAACUUCGGAGGCAACCCAAACCAUGUAGUCAUUCACGGUGACUCUGCCGGUGCAGGCUCAGUUGCCUAUCAUCUCACUGCGUAUGGUCAGCGCAAUACAACCCUUUUCAUCGGCGCAGUGGCAGAGUCGCCAUUCUGGCCUACUCAAAGAACAGUUGCACAAAUGGAGUUCCAGUACGAACGAUUGGUGAAGGAUGUUAGCUGUCACAAAGCAAAGGACUCCUUGGCAUGCUUGCGUUCUGUGGAUAUCAAAACAAUCCAAAAGUACAACGUCGACAAGCCGUUCCCAGCGGGCAGUCCCACUCCAGCCCCCCUGUGGUAUUUUCUUCCUGUUGUGGACGGAGACUUGAUCCGGGACCGCCUUUACAAUCUGUUCAGUGAAGGAAAGUUUAUUCAUGUGCCCUUAUUAGUCGGGGAUGAGACAAAUGAGGGUACCGAAUUUGCAUAUAAUGCAAGUAGCAAGUCCCAAGUGGCUCAGUUCAUGAAGAACAAUUAUCCCGGACUCUCUAAUAAGCAACUCGCUACCAUCAACAAGGCAUACGAGCAUGUGGAGCCCCUCCCUAAGCACGCGUCUCAUUUCGCAUCGGCUGCAGGCGCUUAUGGAGAUUCGACCUUCACUUGCCCAGGAAACUUUAUGACUGCAAUGGCCGCAUCAUUCUCGUCCAACCCCGUCUGGAAUUAUCGGUACAAUGUCCGCGACCCCACAAAAAUUGCAAAUGGGAUGGGUGUCCCUCAUGUUUUCGAUUUGCCUGCGAUUUUUGGGGUAGAGGGAACCAAUGAGCCAACCUAUUCAUAUGCCAGCUCAAACGCAAAGAUCGUGCCCAUCACCAUGAACUACUACUUGAGCUUUAUCCAAGUCUUAGACCCCAAUAUUUACCGGUACAAAGAUGCCCCUGAAUGGCAACCAUGGGGCUCAGAGUUCGGGCAGCGACUCAAACUCGAGACAAAUUCGACAGAGAUGGAAGCUAUUCCCAGCUUGGAGGCUGAGCGUUGCUCAAUGUGGAAGAAUCUUGCAGCAGACAUGCAGCAAUAA